Amborella trichopoda is the source of this 1617-nucleotide messenger RNA. It is a transcript of the gene PGL1, whose product is annotated as 6-phosphogluconolactonase 1. The record is from RefSeq and is a predicted model, not a curated record. Gene Ontology annotation, biological process: pentose-phosphate shunt; carbohydrate metabolic process. Lineage: Eukaryota; Viridiplantae; Streptophyta; Magnoliopsida; Amborellales; Amborellaceae. Gene Ontology annotation, molecular function: 6-phosphogluconolactonase activity.
UUAAUUCCCAUGUUCAAUAUUUCUUCCAUUCUCUGAAUUUCUUCUUCUAUUUCUGUACUCUCUCUAUCUCUACAGUUCUUUGUAUCUACAUUAAUUUAAUCAUUAUUGAAUUACCCAUCUUCUUCUUUCCUGUGUAUAUUCUCUCUCUUCUCCCCUUCCUUUUCUUCCACUAUUCAUCUCUCUCUCAAGAAUUCAUCAAUUGUGGUGUCACAAUCAACUAUAGAAACCCAAUUUGGACAUCUGGGUCUGCCUUAACCCACUAAAAGAAAGAGGGAGAAGAGAGAGAGAAAACAGAAGAAAGGGGAAAAAACAAAACCAGGUUUUUUUCUUCAUUGCGUGUGCUUAUGGGUUUCUUCCCAAUUCUAGUUUCUCUCUCUAAAAUCUUGCUGUGUUGGCUAUUUGAGGCAUAGGGUUAGUUUCCUCUGCCUUUUCCAGACAGUUGAUUGUUUUUGUUUGAUCACCCAAGUUAAUUAAUCUCUGAGAUAUGGCUGAUUCUUGUGAUGCUAAGAGCAAAGGUGAAGUGAGGAUUCAUGAUAGCAAAGGUGAAGUGAGGAUUCAUGAUAGCAAAGGUGAACUGAGGAUUCAUGAUAGCAUAGAUGAGCUUUGCUUGGACUUAGCAGAUUAUGUCGCUGAGUUAUCAGAGGCCGCUGUUAAAGAGAGAGGGUUUUUUGCUAUUGCUUUGUCAGGUGGAUCCCUCAUCAGUCUUAUGAAGAAACUGUGUGAACCUCCUUAUCACAAGACAGUGGACUGGGCAAAAUGGCACAUAUUCUGGGUUGAUGAAAGGGUGGUGGCAAAGAAUCACCCUGACAGCAACUACAAGCUCGCUAAGGAUGGUCUUCUCUCCAAGGUCCCCAUUGUGCCAAGUCACGUGUACUCAAUCAACGACUCACUCACAGCCGAGGCUGCUGCCGAGGAGUACGAGUUUGUCCUCCGGCAGCUCGUAAAGACCCGCACUGUUGCUGUGUGCGAAAGCUGUGACUGCCCUGGCUUUGACCUAAUCCUUCUGGGAAUGGGACCCGACGGUCACAUAGCCUCUCUCUUCCCCAACCAUCCAAUCCUCGAUGAAAAAGAUGAAUGGGUCACUUUUAUAACUGAUUCACCAAAACCGCCACCUGAAAGGAUCACAUUCACGCUUCCUGUUAUAAAUUCGGCAGCCAAUGUGGCUAUAGUUGUGACUGGUGGAGAGAAGGCAGAUGCCAUACAUCUGGCGAUAGGAGAUGAGAUGGCAACACAUGGUUUGAUCCCCGCCCAUUUGGUGGCGCCGAGCCAUGGGAACUUGGUGUGGUUUUUGGAUAUGGCAGCUGCCUCAAAGAUUGUUGAUUCUUCUCAAUCCACUGAUUCUUGAUGGUGUAAAUGGGAGAGGAGUUGUAGAUUUGGUUCAAGGAGGCGGACUUUCACGUGUGUUCUUGUUCAAAGUGUUCUUUUUAUUUUUUGCCUUUUUAUUUUUCUGUUAUGUUUUCUCAUUUUGAAAUUCUGUUUUGCCAACCCUUUUAUACUUCCAGUCUUUGAUUGUGUUCUUGUAAGAGACAUGAAGAAUAAAUUGGCCCUUAAGGUUCAGAAGACUUGUGAGUUCGCUUAAUGAUUCGUAUUUGAUUCUCAGUGUCUUCUUUUCUGUUC